Molecule: messenger RNA, 1723 nt
Organism: Orbicella faveolata
Lineage: Eukaryota; Metazoa; Cnidaria; Anthozoa; Scleractinia; Merulinidae
Product: coagulation factor XIII A chain-like
Biological process (GO): peptide cross-linking
Molecular function (GO): protein-glutamine gamma-glutamyltransferase activity
Source: RefSeq, a predicted model, not a curated record
CUUAAAAAAUAUCGCAGAACUGUUAAGGCUUCAGGACUCAUAAGGUCUCCGUAGUUUUGUUGAUUGAGCAUUGUGGUUAACCUGUGAGAUGUAUCGUUCUAGUGUUCCUUACUACAGCAGCAGGGCGGCAGGGUAUUCUGCCGGCAGUGGCCGAUCAACUGAUUAUACCCGACGACCGGAUUCAUCUGCGCCAUCAGCAUAUUCUUCACGUAGUUCGAGCUAUUCAUCUCAUCCAAGCUCGACAACUGUAAGUCUUUCUAGCUCAAACGCGCCUUCAACAAGUCACAGCGUUUCUGCUUCAUCUCGAGGACGCGACUUGACAAGCGCUCAAGAGAGUCCAAGGUCUUCGGGUUAUUCCGGAUCAGGGCGAACAUCAGACUACAGCAGACCGACUGAGUCCUCAAGACUAGCUGUUCCUUCUUCGUACAGCUCAAGUUACUCUUCUCCAAGUGCAGUGACUGAAAGUUCCACCCGUCCAAGCGUGACAUUCUGUGCUACUGGUUCAGAGCGCUCUGGAAGUACUUCAGCAGAAAGUCCAGGAGCUUCCAGUUAUUUUAGAACAGGACGAACAUUAGAUUAUACCAGGCCAACAGAAUCUUCAAGAUCAGCCGGCAAUCCUUCAAGCUAUUCUGCUCAACCGAGUGCAGCCAGUACUGGAAACUCUGUAAGGGCUUCGAAUUAUGCUGGAUCAGGAAGACCAUCAGACUACAACAAGCCGACUGCGUCCACAAGGCCAGCUGUUGUUUCUUCUUCAUACAGCUCAAGUUACUCUUCUCCAAGUGCAGCGACUGAAAGAUCCACCCGUCCAAGCGGGACAUUCUGUGCUACUGGUUCAGAGCGCUCUGGAAGUACUUCAGCAGAAAGUCCAGGAGCUUCCAGUUAUUUUAGAACAGGACGAACAUUAGAUUAUACCAGGCCAACAGAAUCUUCAAGAUCAGCCGGCAAUCCUUCAAGCUAUUCUGCUCAACCGAGUGCAGCCAGUACUGGAAACUCUGUAAGGGCUUCGAAUUAUGCUGGAUCAGGAAGACCAUCAGACUACAACAAGCCGACUGCGUCCACAAGGCCAGCUGUUGUUUCUUCUUCAUACAGCUCAAGUUACUCUUCUCCAAGUGCAGCGACUGAAAGAUCCACCCGUCCAAGCGGGACAUUCUGUGCUACUGGUUCAGAGCGCUCUGGAAGUACUUCAGCAGAAAGUCCAGGAACUACUGGUUAUUCCAGAUCAGGGCGAACAUUUGAUUAUACCAGGCCAACAGAAUCUUCAAGAUCAGUCGUCAAUCCUUCAAGUUAUUCUGCUCAACCGAGUGCAGUCAGUACUGGAAGCUCGAGCACUGUAAGGGCUACUGGUUAUUCUGGAACCGAGAUAACAUCUGAUUCCAACAGGCCAACGGAAUCCUCGAGACUGGCAGCUUGUUCUUCCUAUAUCUCGAGUUCUUCCGCUCAACCAAGUGCAGUCAGUGUGAGCUCUACUCAUCCAAGUGCGAGUUCAGCAACUUAUAGUGCGUCCGGUUCAACUGGCGCCCGCGAUACGUCACUUGGUCACGGAGUAACUAGGUAAGACAGUGGUAGCAUUAUGCUUAAAUACUGGUAUAAUCUGACCUGAGAGAGUCUGUAGCGAGGAUGACAGGCGCUAAACUGUACAGGAAACAAGAAUCUUAUAUUAUUCACGGGACAUUGCCAGAUAAAAUCAUUUAUAACUUUUGAUUAAUUAACCAUUUAGUAGUAA